Molecule: messenger RNA, 1347 nt
Organism: Jatropha curcas
Lineage: Eukaryota; Viridiplantae; Streptophyta; Magnoliopsida; Malpighiales; Euphorbiaceae
Source: RefSeq, a predicted model, not a curated record
GCAUCCUUCGCAAAACCUCCUGUUUCAUUUUACAACCUUUCUUUACAAAAGUCUCUCUGUUCUGUUUUCUUCUGUUCUUCAUUUUUUCCCCUUCAUUUCUCCAGAUUUUAAUACUAAUCAGUAAUCAGUUUCUUGAAUAUUAGUGAGAUGGAGAUUCCGGUGAUCAAUAGAAUAGGCAAUUUAGAAACCGGCAUAGCCUCUCUUCAAAACCCAUCAUUUCUUUCCCAGAUUUUUGCUUCAUCUGGGGUCGAAAAAAUCCACCAAGCUUACAGUUUUUGGAAAUGGGGAGCUUUGAUUCUUGCUUUCGUCGCCUCUUUCUCGACCAUAAUUAACAGAAUCAAAAUCCUAGUUAUUCGAAUCCAAAAUCACUAUUUAAUCCCUUCCUCACCUCCGAUUAGUACGCAAGAACAUUAUGACUUCGACAGCGAUACCGACACGUCGUGUUCUUCAAUGUCGGACGACGAAGAAGAAGAAGAAGACGAGCCUAGUUUAUCAUCAUCGUCUUCUUCGCAGAGCUGGAGGUCCAUUGAUGAAGAUUUUAGAGUCAGAGGCUCCGGUCAUCAUUUCGAUAACCAGUUUCAAAAUCGUAGUUUAAGGAGACGUAGAAACAGUAGUCUUGAAGAUCUCUUUUCUUCUUGGUCCGAGUUCACAAAUGGAAAGAACGUAGUGAAGCUUUGGGAUAAUUUAGGAUUCGGAUUAGGGCUUAAUCUUGAAAAUGAGUCAACAAAUUGCGUUUCUGUUUAUGAUAUGCAUAAAGAGCAAGACGUGUUUUCCAUUUUUGGCGAGAAAUGUAAGAUUCCGGCUGUUUGUACCUCUUCUUCUUCUCCGGCGGUUAUUUUUUCCGGCGAGUCAAACACUUCUGGACAUUUAUUAAAGUUGUGGGACACUCGUCUCGGGAGUCGGCUACCAGCCAUACUAGCGGAGUGGAAGCCGAGGUUGGGAAAAUUUGUCGGAGUAAGUGCCGCAGGCAACGAGAAGGUUUAUGUCAGGGAUGACAUCACGGGACGGUUAACGGUGGGUGAUAUCAGAAAAGUCAGCUCGCCGUUAGCAAAUGCGACUGACUCUGACGUGGAUACGUGGUGGGAUGCUGACGCCGUUAUUGUCGAGGAAGAUGUGUGGUGACCUGUGACCGUUUCUGUGGACGAGUUGUGCAGUGAGCUGUGACUCGGCAUUGCGACACGGUUAGACUGACCAUGGGGUGGAAAUGGCAAAAGGGUCAAUUCAAAGAAAACUCUGUAAAUAAUUAUUUAUUUAUUAGAUAAUAAUAACAAUAAUAAUAAAUUAAUAACAAGAGAACAAUUAAAAUAAAAUAAUUGCAAAUUAAUAGUGAAUCAUUGUUUUUUUAAA